This is a messenger RNA of Larimichthys crocea (large yellow croaker), 3086 nucleotides long. It is a transcript of the gene vsir, whose product is annotated as V-set immunoregulatory receptor. NCBI's taxonomy places the organism in Eukaryota, Metazoa, Chordata, Actinopteri, Sciaenidae. The coding region runs from base 231 to 1133 and encodes 300 amino acids. Gene Ontology annotation, cellular component: plasma membrane. The record is from RefSeq and is a predicted model, not a curated record. The transcript is spliced from 7 exons. Gene Ontology annotation, biological process: regulation of immune response; negative regulation of alpha-beta T cell activation.
CGUUUCUUCUGCGCUCUAAGUUCAGAAGGAUAAAUUCAUCUUUGCGCACAAAGUGACAAGGACCUGUCAGCCACCACUCCGUGUGUAGGUAGAAGGUUGAGAGAGUUUGUAUAGUUCAAUAGUGAAGGGGGGGGAAACAAAAACAAGUUUUUAACAAAAGCUACUUGUAGAAUCAGUUGAUAAUAGUCUGGGUCAAACACUUUGCUGCUGCAGACAACAUCCAGACAACCAUGGAGUGGGGAUUACCUUGCCGGACAUCACUUUGCGGACUGAAGAUCAUGCUUUGGGUUUGCUCGGUUCUGUUUAGCGUAGCUGGAGGUGAGAUGUCCCACGCCCACCCCACACUGAGUGUUUCAGCUCCCCACCUGCAUUAUACCUGUCCUGAAGGUGCAACUGUCAAAAUGAUGUGCAGCAAGAGAGGUACAGCCCUGCACGAUACUGAUGUCUUGAAGUACACCUGGCUUUUCACGCCCCAUAGUGAUCAGCACUGUACAGGACGGGCAGGCCCACGCCAUACUACCAUUGGUACGCAUUCCCAUGGCAAUCACACCUUGCCACCAGGGAUGGAAACUGCAGCUGCAGAGCAGAACUUCUGGAUUGUUCUGAAGAAUGUGACCCACGCUGACCAGGGUCGCUACUGCUGUGUGGUUCUGGACUUCCAGCCUGAACAUAAACACGCGACCAUCGUGCAGAAACCCCACAGCCAUGUUAUUCUGCAUGUUACACCACGGAGAAAUGGAUCUCUAGAUUGUACCUUCUGGGAUCCCACACCACCUGGAGGCUCUGUGCCAGUGGCCUUGGCUGUAGCAGCCUGCAUCUUAGCUCUGCUUUCUCUCCCUCUUAUCCUGGUGCUUGUGUACAAACAGAGGCAGAACACCCACUCGGGCAGACGUGCACAAGAGUUGGUGAGGAUGGACAGUGAGGCUCUCGGCCAUGAAAACCCUGUGUUUCUGGGGGGAUCACCACAGACUAAGACCCGUACUGUGUCUCAGAUCAUGACCCGGCAAAACUCAGAGACAGGCCGCCACCUGUUGUCUGAGCCAGGAACGCCCCUUUCUCCUCCUGCACAUGGGGAUGUAUUCUUCCCAAUAGAAGACACCAUCAUUGAGUCACCAGAGUUCCUGCAGGUUUAAAGGGCUCUAACUGCUGAUCUGGAGACAGUCCUGCAACUCUCUUCCUCUUCUCUCUGCCUCCAGAGCGAUGUUGCCCUUAUGUGCUGUCUCACAAUAACCUCUGCUGGGGUUGUGGUCUGUACAUUCUCUGGACCGCAGGAGGGAACAGACUCUGUUUUUUAAUUCAAAAACUAUUUAGACCUGCAACAACAGCUGGAGGCCAAAAAAAAGCAAACUUUUGCUUGGGAGCAUUUGUGUUGUCGCUGUGGCUUGGUUUAUGUGUGAUGUUCCAUCUAAACACUGAUUCAUGAGCAAACAGCAUGAGAAGAACCAAAAGUGUUGAGGGUGGGGGUCCCGCCAGGUGCAGGGGUAUAAUGGUAAAAGGGAUAACAGUUUAUGUGGUUUCUAAGGCUGCUUUCACACCUACAGUAACUUGUUUUGUGCAGUUCAAAGAAACUAGAAAGUGAAUCAGAAAGUGAAAAGUGAAAAGUUUAAGUUACAUUAGUGUGUGUUUCUUGCAUCCUAUUCUGUAUAAUUUUGUAGUUUGUAGCAGAGCGGCCAUACUGACACCAAGCCCCUCUAUUAUAUCACAAUACAAGACUCAUUUGUGUUCAGUGUCUGGCCAUUCCAUCGUUUUUUAUGACAGAAGUGAUAAAUAUAUGUAUCACUUGCCAGUCACUGGAGUAAACUUGGUUUUUCCAUCCUUAGUUCAUUUAGUGCUAAUGAUCAAGGAUGUGACUAACCAACACUGUCCCGCGAAUGAGUUAUUUGUCAACCCAUGUACACAGUUCACUUGUAAUAAUUCAAUAGGAAAGAUAAAUGGACUAGAACUAAAAGACAACAGGGUAUAAUUUUUUGGCAAAACACACGUGUGAAAGCAACUGAAGGCUCUCUCUCAUCCCUGGCGUUGUUAUCAAGUGCUCAAACAUCUUCAUAUCAAAGGAUGCUCAAUCGUCAGAGAAGUCCUGCUAUUCUUGCACAAGUUGACAGUAAUUUGUUUUUAUGGCAUUACACCGUUCAUCUGUAUCAUUUCCACUUGGCCUCGGCUUCAUUUCUCUUCUCUUUCCUACCUCAGUUACUGUAAACUCUGCUCUAAAUGCUCCACUUCCUUCCUGUGCUCUCAGAAAUGCAGCACUUCACAGUGCCCUUAAAUAUAUUUAGAAAGUGCUGAAAACUGCAGUAAGUAUUGUGGGUUAUGUUUGAUAAUAGUUCAUGAAUGCCAUUUUUGAACAGUUAUAAUUAAGAAAAAAAUAUUUGAUUUUCUCUUGAAUGUAGCCCAACACAAAACAUCAUCAAAAAACUACCAACGGUUUAACCACUGCCAUCUCAAUGCGGUUUUGGUGAAUCUUUUUCUGAUUAUUUUUGUUUUUGAUUUCAUGUGUCUUGAUUUGAUUGUUGGGAUGUGUAUAUCAAUGUUCAUUUGUGUUUUUGUGUGUGCAAUGGGAUGUUAAUAAGUAAAUACUAUUUGGCACAGAUGUGGAGGAAUGGUAUUGAAAUUUUAAUUCAAUCAUAUCAAGGUAGACUGCGAGAAAAUGAGACAUGAUUGUGAUGAUAUUAUUACUUAGUUGUGACUGUGUGUGACUGAAAACCACUGGUGGUUUUCUCAUAUUGAGGUUAAAUAUGUACAGAAAGUGUAGAAAUCAUCUCCAAAUGAUGUGUAGCAGGUGUAUAGGACAGGGUGUUAUGUACAAAAUGUUUUUUCCCCUGAAAGUUUAAUGUGUGUGUGUGUUUGUGUGUGUGUGUGUGUGUGUGUGUGUGUGUGUGUGUGUGUGUGAGUGUGUGUGUGGUCUAGUUUAAAUGUGUGCGCAUACUUGCAUGCGAUUCUGCAUCUGUAUGCAUGUGUUUCACAAUGUAUAAAGGUUGUAUUACACAUACACACAGAGGAAUGCAGUAAAAGCCUGUUUGUUCUGUAUACUGCAUUUAAAUUGUCUCACUUGUAGCUUAUAUAAUAAAAUGGAGCUCUUAAACCUUAAA